This is a messenger RNA of Nothoprocta perdicaria, 3345 nucleotides long. It is a transcript of the gene FGD3, whose product is annotated as FYVE, RhoGEF and PH domain containing 3. Bases 47 to 2269 code for a protein of 740 amino acids. The transcript is spliced from 15 exons. Gene Ontology annotation, biological process: filopodium assembly; cytoskeleton organization. Lineage: Eukaryota; Metazoa; Chordata; Aves; Tinamiformes; Tinamidae. The record is from RefSeq and is a predicted model, not a curated record. Gene Ontology annotation, molecular function: metal ion binding; guanyl-nucleotide exchange factor activity. Gene Ontology annotation, cellular component: cytoplasm.
GCCUAUACACGUCCUUCAAAGAAACCAGCUGAAUUUGGCGCUGAAGAUGGAGCCUGGCCCGGACUCCUCCAAGCAGUCGGGCUCGUGCGACUGCGACGCGGUGCCGUCCAGCGGCAGCUCCGCGGUGGAGAAGGGCGACCCAGAGGAGAACGAGGCGGACGCGCCRUGCGGCGCCGAUCCCAGCAGCGCGGACAUCAUGAAAAUCAGAGAGCUCAGCAUAGAGGACGGCAAAAGCCACGAAGACUGCCCGGCUGUGAACGCGAGCAAAGAGCCCUCGAGAGAGCUCGGCAGUAAAGACUCCACCGCAGAACUGAGCGGUAACGGUAAAAUCCCCAACAGAGACAGUGGCAUUGACAGCCCCUCGUGCAGCGUGGCCGGGGAGACCUUCCCCAGCGAAGACGGCGCAGAGCAGAAGAAACCUGGCGCGGGCGGGAACCCCGGGGAYGUGGACACGGACAAGAAGGGCGCCAAGGCCGCCCCCGCGGAGCAGAAGCGGGACUCCACGCAGGAGGAGGACAGCGACAUCGAUGAAGGAAGUAGUGAGGAACAGGAGACAGCGGAAGUGCCAAAGUUAGAGUAUUUGGAUGUAAACAAGUGUACAGAGCCCCAAAAGCUGUUCAACAUUGCAAACGAGCUGCUCCAUACGGAAGAAGCAUACGUUAAAAGACUCCAUCUAUUGGAUCAGGUUUUUUGCACUAAGUUGUCAGAAGCAGGUAUUUCAUCUGAAGUGAUAACAGGCAUCUUUUCAAAUAUUUCUUCCAUCUAUUGUUUCCAUGGACAAUUUCUUCUUCCUGAGCUCAAAACAAGGAUUACACAGGAAUGGAACACGAACCCCCGGCUAGGAGAUAUCCUACAAAAGCUGGCUCCUUUUCUGAAGAUGUAUGGAGAAUAUGUAAAGAACUUUGACAGGGCCAUGGACAUGGUGAAUACAUGUAUGCAGAGGUCUUCACCCUUCAAAGACGUUGUUCAGAAUAUACAGAAACAGGAGGUGUGCGGAAACCUGACCCUGCAGCAUCACAUGCUGGAGCCGGUGCAGCGCAUCCCCCGGUACGAGCUGCUCCUCAAGGACUACCUAAAGAAACUCCCAGAGGAGUCUCCCGACAGGAAAGAUGCUGAAAAAUCUCUGGAGCUCAUCUCUACAGCAGCAAACCAUUCGAAYGCAGCCAUACGCAAGAUGGAAAAGAUGCACAAGCUUUUGGAGGUCUACGAGCGACUUGGCGGUGAAGAGGACAUUGUAAACCCAGCCAAUGAACUCAUUAAGGAAGGACAUAUUCAGAAACUUUCAGCCAAAAACGGCACAGCGCAGGAUAGGUAUUUAUUCCUGUUUAACAGCAUGGUGCUCUACUGUGUGCCAAAACUGAGGCUGAUAGGCCAGAAAUUCAGUGUUCGAGAGAAAAUGGACAUUGCAGGACUGCAGGUCCAAGAAAUUGCCAAGCAAAAUGUAGCUCAUACGUUUUCAAUAUCAGGAAAAAAGAGAUCACUGGAACUGCAAGCCAGGACAGAAGAGGAGAAGAGGGAAUGGAUUCAGGUCAUUCAAGCAACAAUUGAAAAGCACAAACAGAACAGUGAAACCUUCAGAGCCUUUAACAGCUCUUUUUCUCAAGAAGAGGACCACCUCCCAGAUUCAUCGACCGAUUCCUGUAGGAAAUCUUCCAAAUCCAAGCGAGACAAAGAGAAACAGGCUUGCAAGAGCUGCAGCGAAAGCUUUAACUCCAUCACAAAAAGGAGGCACCACUGUAAGCAGUGCGGGGCAGUGAUCUGUGCAAAAUGCUCUGAGUUUAAACCACUUGCAGACAACAGCCGCCACAACCGGGUGUGCAAAGACUGUUUUCUGCAGCUGUCAGGAACCCCUUGCAGCCCUGGAUUUGAAACGGGAGAACAGAAGAAGAGACUAGCCACAGAGAAGCAAAGCAUAUUGGCAGCUGAAAACAGCCUCUUCAGCAGCUACCUCCAAUUCCUUGAAAAAGGAAAGACUUGGCAUAAAAUGUGGGUGACCAUUCCCAAGAGUGAACCUCUUGUUUUGUAUCUGCAAGCAAGUAGCCAGGAUGGUCGGAGCCCACGUCCUAUUCCUCUGCCUGGAUAUGAAGUCAGUUUACCAGGUUCUGGUGACAAGUUUGAAGUGAAACACGUUUUUAAGCUUUGCCAGUCCCAACAGACUAUAUAUUUCAGUGCAGAAGAUGAAGAACUGCAGGUGAAGUGGAUGGAAAUUCUCAGCAAAGCAGCCAAAGGGGAAACUGAAGAUACACCCGAAGGACUCGGCAAUCCCUAGAGCAAGUCCCGUUUGAUUUUUUUGUACAUGCUAUCAACCAUCACUUGAAUUUGGCAUUCAAGGCACUUUGGAAUCUGUAUGGCUUUAUAUUUUCAUGUGUCUGCAUAGGAAAUUCAGUGGUUUCUCUCCUUUUAUUGUACAUUUUUCACGUACAGUAGUUAUCUGGCAUAUAUUAUGUUAAAGGAAAAGGUAGUUGUAGUUGUUGGUGGUGUUGAUGCUGGUUUUAAAACAAAAGAUAAGGAGAAAAAGCAUUAAUUUUGUCAAAGGUAACGGAAAAAUCAUCAGUCWCUUGUUUUCCUAAGUGUAUAUUUUCCAGUCCUUUUGAUUGCUGUUCAGUGCAGGAUGUGUAUAGUCUGUGAUUAGUUCUAUAAAUGCUGCCUUUAAGUUAAAUGUUGUAAAGGCUUGUGCUGGCCACUGACAUUCCGUUCUGUCCUUCCCUCCUGGCGCGAGGUCCCUGUGAAGUGUGAGCAACGUCCGGAGCAUUUCCCUUUGCUGAAACUCUGUCCCUGCUGUUUGGAGACGACCCGACCGCAGGACAAAUACUGCAGAAGGGACUUUUAAAGGUGACUGCCAAUGGUGCAGGAAAGAACAUUAAGAAGCCUCACUGAUUUUAAGCAUUUAUAAUAUCGUUUUGUUUUCUUUUGAAGCCAACACUUUCCUUAUUUCUAUUUGAACCGACUUUAAUGUAAGUGAACAACUGUUUUAUACUGCAAACUGGGUUAUGAUCAAUAAACAAGAACAUUUUUAGUACACGCAGUACAAAAAGGUGACUUUUUUGUUGGUUAAUUUAAAAGUGACCUAGGAUUUAUUUAUAUAAUUUGUAAAUAAUGUUUCAUAAGUAUUUUAAGAAUUUUUUUAAAAGAUCUGAGCUAAUUCACAGGAUUUAGUGCAUAGAAUAAGAGAUAUUUGUAUGAACUGAAUUUGUAAUUUAAUUUUCCUGUUUACCUGUAUUUGUCAUAUUUUCAAACUUAAGUGCUUAUCUAUUUAAAUAAAAAGUCAUGCAGUUAACUCCUGAGCCAGAUCUCCAAGGCACAGCAAGCUUUAGGUCAACAUUUAACGUAGGUUUCUUGUUUUUU